Trichoderma atroviride IMI 206040 is the source of this 1752-nucleotide messenger RNA. RefSeq lists its product as uncharacterized. NCBI's taxonomy places the organism in Eukaryota, Fungi, Ascomycota, Sordariomycetes, Hypocreales, Hypocreaceae. Gene Ontology annotation, biological process: intracellular protein localization; cytoskeleton-dependent cytokinesis. Gene Ontology annotation, cellular component: microtubule cytoskeleton; septin complex; cytosol. Gene Ontology annotation, molecular function: molecular adaptor activity; GTP binding; GTPase activity. The record is from RefSeq and is a predicted model, not a curated record.
CGCCUCUCAUGAUGUCCUCCAAGGUAAUCCGCCGAAAGAAGAAUGUCAAGAAGGGCAUUCAGUUCUGCCUGAUGGUGUGUGGCGCCUCUGGCACUGGCCGAACCACCUUUGUCAACACGCUCUGCGGCAAGUCUGUUCUCGAGCAUAAGGAAGCCGACGAUGCUUCCAACGCGCACAUUGAGGAGGGCGUCAAGAUCAAGCCCCUUACGGUUGAGCUUGAACUUGACGAGGAAGGCACCCGAAUCUCGCUGACCAUUGUCGAUACCCCUGGAUUUGGCGACCAGAUCGACAACGAGGCCAGCUUUUCAGAAAUCGUUGGCUACCUCGAGCGACAAUACGAUGAUAUUCUGGCCGAAGAGUCUCGUAUCAAGCGUAACCCUCGCUUCAGGGACAACCGUGUCCACGCCAUGCUUUACUUCAUCACCCCUACCGGCCACGGGCUCCGAGAGCUCGAUAUCGAAUUGAUGAAGCGUCUUGCGCCCCGUGUCAACGUUAUUCCCGUUAUUGGCCGAGCCGAUACUCUGACCCCCCAGGAGCUUGCAGAGUCGAAGAAGCUGGUCAUGGAGGACAUUGAGCACUACAGAAUCCCCGUUUACAACUUCCCCUACGACAUUGAGGAAGACGACGAAGAUACCGUUGAGGAGAAUGCCGAGUUGAGAGGCCUCAUGCCUUUUGCCAUUGUUGGCUCAGAAGACGUGGUCGAGAUUGGUGGCCGCAAGGUCCGUGCCCGCCAGUACCCAUGGGGUGUCGUUGAAGUCGAGAACCCUCGUCAUUCAGACUUCCUGGCUAUUCGAUCAGCCCUUCUGCACAGCCACCUGGCUGAUUUGAAAGAAAUCACCCACGAUUUCUUGUAUGAGAACUACCGUACCGAGAAACUAUCUAAGAGUGUGGAUGGCGGUGCCUCUGGACUUGAUAGCUCCAUGAACCCUGAGGACUUGGCUUCCCAGUCUGUCCGUCUCAAGGAAGAGCAGCUUCGACGAGAGGAGGAGAAGCUGCGCGAGAUUGAGCUCAAGGUCCAGCGCGAGAUCAACGAGAAGCGACAAGAGCUGCUGGCGCGCGAAUCGCAGCUCCGCGAGAUAGAGGCCCGCAUGCAGCGCGAGACUGCCGCCGCCCAGGCGUCCCCCGCGCUGGAAACCAGUGUCACCGAGGAGUAGAUUCUCUCGAAUCACAUAUUAGGUCUUUCUUCGGCAUUAUAAAAGUAAAUUGCGACGUUGGUCUAUUUAUCGCUGCCGGCGUUGGGUUUUACCUCUCCUACACAAACUGAAGAGCAAAGAGAUGAGAGCACCCCUCUCCCAGCUGCUGCAGAAUCGAGUUUGAUUUUUACUUUUUUCCAUCUAUUUAUUUAUUGCGACCUACGACAACUCGAGAAGUGACCUUUGCGGUUGAGCUGGAGAAGAGGGGCUGAGGGAAGGGGAGUUGCACGGUGGAGUAUACGGAGAGGAUGAAUGCCGUUGGAACAAGACGACGUAUACCCCGACGAAGGAGGGUCUCUCAAAAUGGCAAAGGCGGAGAUAUGCGGCUACUCAGCAUAAUACUAUGCGGAGCAGAGCUAUAUGUGUGCUUUGGCAUCUUUUGGGAGUUUUCAUAUUGCUGCCCAGCCUCUUUCUGUACACCCUCGCAAGGUAUCCUAAUUUUUUUUUAAAGCUGCAUCAGUAGCCAUCUUGUUAAAUGGUACCCCUGUUUUUUUAACUGCCUUUUUUAUUUAUUUCUAGCUACUGUAGUGGACUUCUAAUGCAGAUAUCAAAUACAUUC